AAAUAUCCAAUAGCGAUUUUUCUGACUGAGAUUGUGACUACGAUCCAAAAGCAAUUAUUAAUUUAAGCUCCAGGCCUUUUUUCAGCACCAGGCUUGAGGAUUGACUGCUAUAUGCUGUAACCCUCCCUCUGAGCAGAUCACGGCGGGAAGAGAGGUAAAAAGUCAAGAGGACAAUCACCCAACCUUCUGUUCACUCUAACAGACUGUUCACCCUCCUCAGCAGGACCAGUGGUAAAAAGUCAAGAAGACAAUCACCUGAUCUUCUAUUCACAGUACCAGCUAUGCUACUGAUAUGCAUCGCUUCUCUUCUAACCUGCUCUGCAGCAGCAUCAGAGUUCUCUGUAUUUGUUCCUGAUACUUCAGUGUCAGAGCGAUUGGGGUCAUCAGCUGUCCUACCUUGUGGUCUUUCUCCCUCUUUAAACGCUGAGACGUUUGAGGUUCGAUGGCACAAGAAUGAUUACAGCAACCCGGUUCUGCUGUACAAUGAUCUAAAGGUUCAGGAGAACGCUGGAGAUCCUCAGUACAGAGGCAGAGUGUCUCUGAUUGGAGAACUGCAGAAAGGGAACGUCUCUCUGAAACUGGAGAACCUCGAACUGGCAGACAGGGGAGAAUAUGUGUGCAUGGUUAAGAGUGUCACUUGGUACGAAUGGGCUAACAUAAAUCUUACAAUAAAAGUACGGGGCUCUUCUCCUCUCCUUUCAGUGGCUCAAGUUGGAGAUGAGGUGAAUGUUUCCUGUGCAUCAGGUGGAUGGUCACCAAAGCCCACCCUCAUCUGGAAAGACCGAGGAGGACGAGAACUCAGAAACAACUACAUUCAUUACAAAACUGACUCUGAAGGGUUGGUGAGUGUGAGCUCUUGGCUGCUUUUCUCUCCCUCGGAGUCAGAGUGGAUCUCCUGUUCUGUAGGUUCAUCUGAUCAGGAGAUGAAGGAAGGAAGAGUGCAACCAAACAAAGAAAUCUGGAGGGAUGCGUUCAUCUCCACUUUAGUACUUUCAUUAAUUAUCAUCAUCAUCCUUACUGCUCUUCUUCUUUUAGUAAGACAAGGUUUAUUCCCACACUGCUCAUCUCAUAAAAAUGCAAAAGCAGCAGUUAAUUCUCUUGAAUCCAUUCCAGCAGAAACAGUUCCCCUUAAAGAGGAAGCACCUCCCCUUACAGAAAAGGCUAAAGAGAAGACAGUUUCAGGUAUCAGUUCACAGUCGUCUGUGUCUCCAGAAUCUUCUGAAGAGAGAUUACAGAUGUGGAAUAAACUGAAAAAACAGAAAGUGAAGCUCACUGUGGAUCCUGACACACGUCACAGAUCUCUGAUGGUGACACGAGAUGGAACUGGUGUGUAUUGUGGAACACUGAGCUUAUCCAACCCUGCAGACCCAUUUCCUCACAUUCUGAGUAAAGAAGAAUUCUCCUCAGGACUGAAAUACUGGGAAGUUACAGUGGAUCAGAAAGAAAAGAGUAAAAAGUCAUGGUGUGUGGGGGUCACUCAAAAGCCCCCCACUAAAGAGACCCUCACAGCUCUCUGUUAUGAAGAACGCUGUGGUAUUUACCCCAGUACUGACCCUCACAUUCAGAUACCUGCUGAAGAUCACGUUUCCACCCUGGGUCUGAUUUUAGACUUCAAACACAAAACUCUGUCCUUUAUUAAUGUAGAUAAACGAUCUCAUCUUCAUACUUUUAGAAUGAAUAACAUGACGAAGAAUAAAUAUUUUGCUCUAAUCAGUCCAGGAAUAAAAGAUAAUCACAAUGUAAGUUUUCAUUGUUACCGGCCACAGCAGCGUUCCCAGGAUGCACAUCAGAGUUCUCUGUAUUUGCCUCUAAAGCUUCAGUGUCAGAGCGACUGGGGUCAUCAGCUGUCCUGCCGUGUGGGACUCUCCCCUUCUUUAAACGCUGAGACGUUUGAAGUUCGGUGGCACAAGGAUGAUUACAACAAGCCAGUUCUGCUGUACAAAGAUCUAAAGGUCCAGGAGAACGCUGGAGAUCCUCAGUACAGAGGCAGAGCAUCUCUGAUUGGAGAACUGCAGAAAGGGAACGUCUCUCUGAAACUGGAGAACCUCGAACUGGCAGACAGAGGGAGAAUAUGUUCCUCAGUUCCCAAACACUUACAGACACAAUUGGCCUGUUCAACAGCUCUUAGUAGUAGUAAUCCAGACUCAUCCCGACUCUCUUCAAGAUCAUUUAACACCUUACAUUACACCUCACUGGCUCCACAUACAGUUUUGCUGUUUUUAUGGAUCAUGUUCACUCUUCUCAGCACCUCAAAAGCUGUGAAAUUUUCGGUGCUGGUUCCUAAUUCAGUGUCAGCUGUGUUGGGAUCCUCAGUCGUCCUGCCUUGUGAACUUUCUCCCUCCUAUGAUGCUGAAACGUUUGAAUUUCGCUGGUACAGAAAUAAAGACUAUGACAACCCCAUUCUGCUCUACGAGAACCUGAAAGUCCAGGAGAACGCUGGAGAUCCUCAGUACAGAGGCAGAGUGUCUCUGAUGGGAGAACUAGAGAGAGGGAACGUCUCUCUGAAACUGGAGAACCUCACAGUAGCGGAUAAUGGGGAAUAUAUGUGCAAUGUUGAGAGCCCACAGUGGUAUGACAGAGCCAAUAUAUCGUUACUAGUGAAAGCCCUAGGAACUGUUCCUGUUUUCUCCUUUGCUGAAGUUGGAGCAUGGAUGAAUGUUACCUGUGCAUCAAGUGGCUGGUCACCAAGGCCUACAGUCAUCUGGAAAGACAGAGGAGGAAGAGAACUUGAGAGCAGUACUGAUCACUAUAUAACAGACUCUGAAGGGUUGGUGAGUGUGAGCUCUUGGCUGCUUCUCUCUCCCUUGGAGUCAGAGUGGAUCUCCUGUUCUGUGGGUUUAUCUGAUCAGGAGAUGAGAGAGGGAAGAGUGCCGCCACUCAAACCUGUCUCUACAGUGGAAAUCUGGAGGGAGGCGUUCAUCUCCACUCUAGUACUUGCAUUAAUUAUCAUCAUCAUCCUCGCUGCUCUUCUUCUAUUAGUAAGACAAGGUUUGGUCCCACACUGCUCACCUCAUAAAAAUGCAGAAGACGCAGAGGAAAAGAUUCCCCUUACAGGUUCGGGUGAUGAAAUAUUAAGGACAUGGAAUAAGCUGAGAAUAGAUAAAGAGAAGCUCACUGUAGAUCCUGAAACAUGCCAAAAACCUCUGAUGGUGACACAAGAUGGAGCUGGUGUGUCCUGUGGGAAACGGAGCAGAUCUGAUGUUCACACAUUUCCUCACGUUCUGAGUAAAGAAGAAUUCUCCUCAGGACUGAAAUACUGGGAAGUUACAGUGGAUCAGAAAGAAAAGAGUAAAAAGUCGUGGUGUGUGGGGGUCACUCAAGAGCCCCACACUAAAGAGACCCUCACAGCUCUCUGUUAUGAAGAACGCUGUGGUAUUUACCCCAGUACUGACCCUCGCACUCAGAUACCUGCUGAAGAUCACGUUACCACCCUGGGUCUGAUUUUAGACUUCACACACAAAACUUUGUCCUUUUAUAAUGUAGAUAAAGAAUCUCACCUUCAUACUUUUAGAAUGAAUAACAUGAGUAAUAAUACAUAUUUUGCUCUAAUCAGUCCAGGAAUAAAAGAUAAUCACCCUGUAAGUUUUCAUAGUUAGUAAUGUUGUGUGACUGU
Molecule: messenger RNA, 3613 nt
Organism: Colossoma macropomum (tambaqui)
Lineage: Eukaryota; Metazoa; Chordata; Actinopteri; Characiformes; Serrasalmidae
Exons: 28
Coding region: 282-3596 (1104 amino acids)
Molecular function (GO): protein binding
Source: RefSeq, a predicted model, not a curated record